GAAAAAUGACGUUAUAGAGUUGAGGAAUAAACGUUUGGUUGUCAGGACCAGGAACCUUUGAUUGGUGUGUGUAUGUGUGGUGGAUGUUGUCAACACAAGUUAAGUAUUACAGUCAGCUGCCUACAGUGUCUGCCUACUCUAGGUUCAAGACGACAGCAUCUGCUGAGAAUGGCCAUUCAAGGUGUAUAUGGCAGAACACUGAUGAGACAUUUUAGAGGAGUUACCAAGGUGCUUCCAGUGCAAGAGUCAAGAAACAGAUCUACAUGGACGCAGUGCUCAAUACAUGAUUCAGCCACUUAUAAGAGAGCCCCGGACCCAAUGAUACCAUUCUUGUGUUUGCCAUUUCAUAGUUAUAACAGUUACCUACCUCCAGCCUGCUGUAAAAAAAAAAUUCUUCAGAAUGAAUCGCAGCUCCAACAGUUGGCCAAUAAAACCUCUUGUGUCACAAACAUUAGAUAUGGUCUUACUUUACAGAGCAUACAGUCAUCAUUAACCACUGCAGUCUCCUCAGAGUUUAGCAAGAUAAAUUUUAACAGAAGUGCAUUGUUCAGACGGAGUCACAAGUUCGGUGUUUUAUCUGGUCAGUUACCAUGGGAACCGUCAACUCGCUUACUGAACCAGGUUGCAGCUGGUAGUUUAUCCUUGCCAAGUGGAAUAGCCCCAAGUAUACGGCACGUAUCUCAAGGUAAAAAUGGCUUCACACACAUUCAUAACAGAAUAACUUCCCUUCAAGCAAAGAAAAGAACACAGAGGAAAAAGAAGCAACCACUAGCAGAGUCAGAAGAG
Messenger RNA from Homarus americanus (American lobster), 786 nucleotides. Its product is annotated as required for meiotic nuclear division protein 1 homolog. Gene Ontology annotation, biological process: positive regulation of mitochondrial translation. The record is from RefSeq and is a predicted model, not a curated record. Lineage: Eukaryota; Metazoa; Arthropoda; Malacostraca; Decapoda; Nephropidae.